AUGGCUGACGGCGAGGACAUCCAGCCCCUUGUCUGCGACAAUGGCACCGGCAUGGUCAAGGCCGGUUUCGCUGGUGAUGACGCCCCGAGGGCUGUCUUCCCGAGUAUCGUCGGGCGUCCGCGCCACACGGGGGUGAUGGUGGGGAUGGGGCAGAAGGACGCCUAUGUUGGCGACGAGGCCCAGUCCAAGAGGGGUAUCCUCACCCUCAAGUACCCGAUCGAGCACGGCAUUGUCAGCAACUGGGACGACAUGGAGAAGAUUUGGCACCACACCUUCUACAACGAGCUCCGUGUCGCCCCCGAGGAGCACCCCGUGCUGCUCACCGAGGCGCCGCUGAACCCCAAGGCGAACAGGGAGAAGAUGACCCAGAUCAUGUUUGAGACAUUCAACGUGCCCGCCAUGUAUGUCGCCAUCCAGGCUGUGCUUUCCCUCUAUGCCAGUGGACGCACGACAGGUAUUGUGUUGGACUCUGGUGACGGUGUGAGCCAUACCGUGCCAAUCUAUGAAGGGUAUGCGCUUCCGCACGCCAUUCUUCGUCUUGACCUCGCUGGGCGCGAUCUCACAGACAGCCUGAUGAAGAUUCUCACUGAGAGGGGUUACUCCUUCACCACGACUGCUGAACGGGAAAUUGUAAGGGACAUCAAGGAGAAGCUCGCCUAUGUGGCACUUGACUAUGAGCAGGAGCUGGAGACUGCCAAUACCAGCUCCUCUGUGGAGAAGAGCUAUGAGUUGCCUGAUGGGCAGGUGAUCACCAUCGGGGCAGAGAGAUUCAGAUGCCCUGAGGUCCUCUUCCAGCCUUCUUUCAUUGGUAUGGAAUCGCCUGGAAUACAUGAGACCACCUACAACUCUAUCAUGAAGUGUGAUGUGGAUAUUAGGAAGGACCUCUAUGGUAACAUUGUGCUCAGUGGUGGCUCAACCAUGUUCCCUGGUAUUGCUGACCGCAUGAGCAAGGAAAUCACUGCCCUUGCACCAAGCAGUAUGAAGAUCAAGGUCGUGGCGCCGCCUGAGAGGAAAUACAGUGUCUGGAUUGGAGGGUCCAUCCUUGCCUCCCUUAGCACCUUCCAACAGAUGUGGAUCUCAAAGGGUGAGUAUGAUGAGUCAGGCCCAGCAAUUGUUCACCGGAAGUGCUUCUAA
Messenger RNA from Miscanthus lutarioriparius, 1134 nucleotides. NCBI's taxonomy places the organism in Eukaryota, Viridiplantae, Streptophyta, Magnoliopsida, Poales, Poaceae. The record is from the annotation of a GenBank genome assembly.